AUGGAUAACGAUUGGUUUGAUGCAACAUUAGAUUGGACUGGAAAUAUAUCAUCAAGGAAAAAAAGGAAACCGUAUACCAAAUAUCAAACUUUAGAACUGGAAAAGGAAUUUCUUUACAAUACUUAUGUUAGUAAACAGAAACGAUAUGAAUUAGCAAAAAAUUUGUACCUAUCCGAGAGGCAAGUGAAAAUUUGGUUUCAGAAUCGACGAAUGAAAGAUAAAAAACAAAAGCAAAGGUCAUCGGUGGACCAAUCAUGUAGUUCACAACUAAUGAUGUCCAGUUUGAAGGGUGAAUAA
Molecule: messenger RNA, 297 nt
Organism: Loa loa (African eye worm)
Lineage: Eukaryota; Metazoa; Nematoda; Chromadorea; Rhabditida; Onchocercidae
Exons: 3
Coding region: 1-297 (98 amino acids)
Biological process (GO): regulation of transcription by RNA polymerase II
Cellular component (GO): nucleus
Molecular function (GO): DNA-binding transcription factor activity, RNA polymerase II-specific; RNA polymerase II cis-regulatory region sequence-specific DNA binding
Source: RefSeq, a predicted model, not a curated record